Solea senegalensis (Senegalese sole) is the source of this 2061-nucleotide messenger RNA. RefSeq names its product serine/threonine kinase 17a like (gene stk17al). Lineage: Eukaryota; Metazoa; Chordata; Actinopteri; Pleuronectiformes; Soleidae. Gene Ontology annotation, molecular function: ATP binding; protein serine/threonine kinase activity. The record is from RefSeq and is a predicted model, not a curated record. The transcript is spliced from 7 exons. Gene Ontology annotation, biological process: positive regulation of apoptotic process; intracellular signal transduction; protein phosphorylation. The coding region runs from base 215 to 1342 and encodes 375 amino acids. Gene Ontology annotation, cellular component: nucleus.
GACUGUCACACUCUCCUGCCGUGUGUCCUCCUCCUCCUCCUCCUCGGUCUGUCGUGCUAACCUGGAUUAUCUGCCUGUGCGUGUCUCACACAACUGCUGCUGCAGCAACUCAGUCUCACUCUCAUUCACUCCUUUAUCAUGCGAGUUUGGACCUGAGUGGAUCUCAAACGCGUCUCUCCUCUCGGCUACUUUGUAAAGUGAGUGUUUCACGUCAAUGCCAGAUUCAGCCACGAUGAACAAAAACGGAAUGAUGACAAAAAUCCACACGAGGAUAAGAAGUGACCCGUUCACGGCCGCGUACGACCUGGUCGGCAGAGAGCUGGGCAGGGGAAAGUUUGCGGUGGUGAAGAAGUGCAUCGAGAAGGCAACGGGGAAGCAGUACGCCGCCAAGUUCUUGCGAAAGCGACGGAAGGGUGAGGACUGCCGCAUGGACAUCUUGAACGAGAUUUCUGUGCUGGAGUCGGCCAAGGCAAACCCGUAUGUGGUGGCGCUGCACGAGGUCUACGAAACCAACACUGAAAUCAUCCUCCUCCUUGAGUGCGCCGCCGGUGGUGAGAUCUUUGACCAGUGUGUCGCCGAUGACGACGAGACCUUCACAGAAAAAGACGUGAUCCGGCUGGCCAAGCAGAUCCUGUCCGGCGUGGCCUUCCUGCACCGAAACAACGUGGUGCAUCUGGAUCUGAAGCCUCAGAACGUCCUGCUGACCAGUGCCAGACCCCUGGGGGACAUCCGCAUCGUGGACUUUGGCUUGUCCAGGCGCAUGGACAACCUCACAGAAGUCAGGGAAAUCCUGGGUACACCAGAGUAUGUGGCGCCCGAGAUCCUCAACUAUGAACCCAUAAGCACUGCUACAGACAUGUGGAGUAUCGGGGUCCUGACCUACGUCAUGCUCACAGGCGAGUCUCCCUUCCUGGGAGACGACAAGCAGGAGACGUUCCUCAACAUCUCCCAAGUCAACGUAGACUACUCACUGGACACGUUUGAAGGCAUCUCCUCUCUAGCUGUCGACUUCAUCAAGUCCUUGUUGGUUAAAAACCCCAGGAAGAGAGCCACAGCAGAAGAAUGCCUCAACCACCCCUGGCUGAACCAGCUCCCCCAUCCCCACUCCCACCCGCAUCUCCACUCCAGGUCGGCCUCGUCUCUGGACGAGCCGGAGACGAGCCAGUCCGAGUCGGAGCCCGAGAGCCCGGCUCCCUCCCCCGACCUGGACUUGAUCGGUUCCUUCCUCGCGUGCCCGGGCCAAAGUGGGCUAAAAGCGGGCCGCGGCGCCUUCUCCUUCAGCGAGCCCCUCUUUCCCACGCGACCCGAAAUCGCCCGAAAUCAGCAGGAGCUGAUGUGCUGAGUUGAAGCUUCGGGCGGUUUGAGGAAAGGGACUGAACAAAUUCAAACUCGAUGGAGUGGACGGCUUUGAAAAGAGCGAGCGUUGAGCCUGCAGCGCCUGAAAGUGACGCCGCGGCGCCGUGCCGUGUGGAUGCUGCGCGCCUGCUGUUGGCUGCUUCUACUGCUGUGAUGUCUCGGCUGAGUGUAGUCUGAUACCUCUGUGUGAAUGUGUGGUCGGUGUGUGUGUGUGUGUGUCCGUGCUGAUUUAUGAGUGCACGGCAGGGACGUGAGACUGUGUCGCGGGACUGCACUGCUGCCUUUUUUAUUAAAGUGACAAAAAGUGAACCACGCUCGGCUUUAACGGCGGGGCUGCAGUUCACCCCCCUGCACACACACAAACUUACACACACUGGUUUCUCCUUUUUUUUUUUUUAUCCAAUUAAGCCUUUUUUGAAGAGAAGAGGCAGGGAAACGACUUCACUCACUGUGUGCGCUCAUCAAAACAUGUUAUGCUUCAGCUGACCCAGACAUAUCGUCUGUGGUGAGUUCUCUUGAAGGAAGUGAAGGGUUUUGACAGGUGGUUCUGCUUAAUGAAGAGGAUGGCACCGACGCUGAAGCCCCACCCACUGUUUAUUAUUAUUAUUAUUGUUAUGCUUAUUUAUGUGUUCAGUUAAACCACUUUGGCCCCUUUUUAAAUAUACAAAGCCACUCUUGACAUGGAAAUGGUAGCAUUCUUAUUCU